This is a messenger RNA of Salvelinus fontinalis (brook trout), 4770 nucleotides long. RefSeq names its product retinoic acid receptor alpha-like. The record is from RefSeq and is a predicted model, not a curated record. The coding region runs from base 1134 to 2507 and encodes 457 amino acids. Lineage: Eukaryota; Metazoa; Chordata; Actinopteri; Salmoniformes; Salmonidae. Gene Ontology annotation, molecular function: RNA polymerase II cis-regulatory region sequence-specific DNA binding; zinc ion binding; nuclear receptor activity. The transcript is spliced from 8 exons. Gene Ontology annotation, biological process: retinoic acid receptor signaling pathway; cellular response to corticotropin-releasing hormone stimulus; regulation of transcription by RNA polymerase II. Gene Ontology annotation, cellular component: transcription regulator complex; nucleus.
AUCAAAUAUCCCCCUCUAUGAUUUACAAACUGCGAACGUUAUAUUUGGCCAUAGCCAGAGGAAGGAUAACUUAAGGUAGCAGGCGUAAAAUAAACCCCUGAGUCGGUUUACGGGCUUCGUCUGUUCUGUUAUCCUUUUCCUCUAAACGGGAUGCUUCCGGUUUUAGACACCCAGCUGAGGGUUUAGGACGGAGAAGUGAGGCUGGGUAGGUGGAGCUAACACGCAGCUGCUGAUACUCGUCAAAAAUUGCAGGGCAGGAUUUGGAAACUGAAUGAACUGUGAGCAGAGGUCUCUUCACAAGACAUGGACGCCGGCCGUCAAGUAUCCUUAUGUAACACGGGGAUCACGAAAACAACAGGAUGCUCAACAGAUUCUCGAGAUUUGUCGGCGAAUCCUAAACGUAUUGUAUUUGAGAUGAACUAGUGUAGCGCUCUCCGUCGUCAGUCGAAGAGACAGGAUAUUACUCCUGGACAUAUUAUCCGUUCUGGUGUUGUCAUAAUAGGAGCGAUUUGGAAUUAAAAUACCUAUUUCCACGUGAUUCGGUUGUUGACGCGACAUACAGUACUGUAUCUCUAAAUAUGAGAUUGGGGGGGACACGUCAGUGACGCUGGGAGCAUGCUGGACAAUAAGUUCUCAUAGGCGACUUUUCUAUAGGACUUGUAUUCUACACAUGCUUGCAUUGGAAGGAAAAGGCAGAUCGACGGGCGGGAUAGCGUGGUCCACUUGAAUCCCUGUGUCGCCCGAGUUGGUCAACAGCUUUGGAAACACCAUUCAAAGACAGUGAAUCGUGGACUCAUAUUCCCAAAAACGAGCCGAGCAAAUAACAGACGGAAUAAUUUGUUUUAACAUUAUUUUUUUUGUCUUAUUUUUUCCCUUUUCACAACAGUUUGUGCCCACUGAAUAAAACCACAAUAUAGGUCGGUAGCGUGACUUCAUCGGACGGGUUGGAGAACAAGACGUUAUAUUGUUACAACUCUGUUGGGGAGGAAACCCUCUGAUGCGUUCCUGCGACAUGUGAUGACAUCCUUCGUUGCGCUCGGUGUUUUUGAAACCCUCUCGUGUCUUCUUUAUUCGAACGGGAGGAGAUCAAAGGACAUUUGCUCUCUAUUUCGGGCUGCCGUUCGUUUUGCGUGAUGUACGACAGUGAGGAUGCGGUGGGACUCACCCCGAGUCCGAACCGGUUUUUAACUAUGGAUUACUACCACCAGAACCGAGGAUGUCUAAUCCCUGAUAAGAGCCUCGUACCUGCGGCACACCGUCCCUUCAGUUCGUCCAUCAGAAAUCAACACUGGAACGGAUCAAACCACUCCAUAGAGACCCAGAGCACCAGCUCGGAGGAGAUAGUCCCCAGUCCCCCCUCGCCGCCUCCUCCCCCACGAAUCUACAAACCCUGCUUCGUUUGUGCGGACAAGUCCUCAGGAUACCACUAUGGAGUCAGCGCCUGCGAGGGCUGCAAGGGUUUCUUCCGCCGAAGCAUCCAGAAGAACAUGGUGUACACCUGUCAUCGCGAGAAAGGCUGCAUCAUCAACAAGGUCACCCGCAACCGCUGCCAGUACUGCCGCCUGCAGAAGUGUUUAGAAGUGGGCAUGUCCAAGGAGUCGGUGAGGAACGACCGGAACAAGAAGAAGAAGGAGGAGAAGAAGCCCGAGUGUCCGGAGAUCUACGUGCUGAGUACCGAGACGGAGCAGAUGAUCGAACGCGUUCGCAAGGCCCAUAAGGAGACGUUUCCCUCGCUCUGUCAGCUGGGCAAAUACACCACGAAUAACAGUGCAGAGCACCGCGUGGCUCUAGACGUAAACCUAUGGGAUAAGUUCAGUGAGCUGUCCACUAAGUGUAUCAUCAAGACGGUGGAGUUUGCCAAACAUCUGCCGGGCUUCACCACCCUCACUAUCGCUGACCAGAUCACCUUGCUCAAGGCUGCCUGUCUGGACAUACUGAUUCUGAGGAUAUGCACGCGCUACACUCCAGACCAGGACACCAUGACCUUCUCAGACGGGCUGACCCUGAACAGGACCCAGAUGCACAACGCGGGCUUCGGCCCGCUCACGGACCUGGUGUUCGCCUUCGCCCAAACACUCCUCCCCCUGGAGAUGGACGACGCCGAGACCGGCCUGCUCAGCGGCAUCUGUCUGCUGUGUGGAGACCGUCAGGAUCUGGAGCAGGCAGACAAGGUGGACUUGCUACAGGAGCCCCUACUGGAGGCUCUGAAGAUCUACGUGAGGAAGAGGAGGCCUCACAAACCGCACAUGUUCCCCAAGAUGCUGAUGAAGAUCACGGACCUCAGGAGCAUCAGCGCCAAGGGAGCGGAGCGAGUGAUCACUCUGAAGAUGGAGAUCCCAGGCUCCAUGCCCCCUCUCAUCCAGGAGAUGCUGGAGAACUCAGAGGGCCUGGAGGGCCAGGGGGCCAACGGGGGGCGCUCCAGCGGAGGAGGGGCCCCACCAGGCAGCUGCAGCCCCAGCCUGUCCCCCAGUUCAGCUCGCAGCAGUCCCCCUGCACCCUCUCCUUAGACGGGGGUCCACCACCACCCCCCCAGGCAGGGACAGCCAGAAGGCAUGACUACAGACUCCCACACUGUGACAAACCAGGCCAGAGUGGAGUGGGGUUAGGAAGAGGGCCGAGCCUGGGCCCAACCAGGACGGACUUUGACGGCAAACGUAGGCCUCAAUGGACAGACAGCCGUCCCCCCCUCUUCCCCUAUCUCAGACCCAGACCGGGCACCGAAACGGGGCCGAACCCGAACCCAUCAUACUUGACUGAACAAUAGAGGGGGGGCGCGCGGCGCGCAUCUCACCUGGAUGGCACUAUCCCCAUCACCCCCUCACCACAACCAUAGACAUGCCUCAGAACCAGCACCAGGGAUCGGCUGCCACCGCACAAGGAGUUUAAUCUGAGAUGUUCUGUUUACUCUCCUCAGUGACGACUCGCUGUUCCUCCUCUCUCCCCCUUAAGACAUUGGACGGGAAUUCAGGCUCGGUGCCCGUCAGACCUGGGGCGAAGGGGUCGACAAGACACACGUCUUUCUGCAGGGAACUAGUCAGACAGACGGACCGCUAGACAUUGGGCACGAGUCAUCCCUAAAUGUUGUCAGGGACAGCAAACGGGGGGCCCAAAGGGGGGGCUGCCUCACCUUCUCCUAUACAAGAGACCGAUUUUUUUUUUCUUACAAAAGAUAUAUGGAAAUAUAAAUAUAUAUAUUGAAAAAGUAAUGAUUGCAAUUUGAAUUGUCCAGGUGGAAUGUCUUUUUUCCAUUUUUUUUUUUCUCACACUGUUCUUCAACUUGUGAUUUCCCCCCCCACCUCCCCAGACCUAGUGGUUUGUUCUCUUCGUUUCACCCAGGAAUAUCGGCACACUAAGUAGUCACAGUGGAAAUGUGUUUUUUUUCUUCUAUCAACUCGAAAGAUAAGUAGAACAAAAAUGAUUUCAGAUGCAAUUCACUUUAUGCACGAGACCUCUUGCACUGUCACGUUCACAGGUCGGAUCAAAUUGAUACACAAACUGGACCGGGUUGGGUUGGCAUCUCUCUGUUUUGUUCUGUUUACAGUAUUUUGUUUUUUUUUGUGGGUGGAAGAUAAAAGAGAACAGUCGUCGUGGGGUUAUGAAGAUGCUCUGUACGAAAAUAGCAGCCGUGACAAAAUGUACAUAAGACGUAUUCCUUCUUUUUAAAGUACACGGACUCUAGACCUUUUUUGACGUUGUCAAAGCUUUUUAUGUUCAGCGUUUUUUGUUCUCGUUUUGGUUUCUGAAGUGAAGGCUUUGAUCACUAAUCGACUGUUUAGACCACUUGAGGAAGGGGCUGAGUUCUAGGACCACCACGGCCGUUGACCUCCAGUCAAGAGUUACAUUUCUACUUCACCUGAAAUAAAAAAGGAACGAUUUAUGACAAUUUGUUGACCAACAACUCCGUGAUCCCCUUCUCCCCCUCUUUCCCAAGGUGGUCCCUCCCUCAUUCCACGCCUGGAUAGUGUAUGUAUUACCCCCCCCAGCACCACUGCCUCUGUACUGUAGCACAUUGUCAAUAUCUCUGCCCCCCCCCCCCCCCACCGUCAGUCCCAAACUGUACCACGUUACCAGUAUGCUCACAACACCUCUGCCUAUGUAGCACAUUGACAGUAGGAUGUAUCCAUCUAUGUCCAUGUAAACUCUGUGACCCGAUAUCAGUAUGCUCACAACACCGCUGCCUAUGUUCCCCAUGUCUCUCUAGUCCGCCCCCCCCCCCCCCCCCACCACACAACACAACAGCACUGCCUCCGUAAGUCUGUUUCACAGUAUCGGCACCUCUAUCUAUCACAGCAACACAACUGCCUCUGUUUACACACUGUCAGUAUUUAUCUGUCUGUCAUCCCGGACUCUUGUGUCACAUUCGAGUACCUAGCUAUUCCCUAGCCUGGCCUUAGAUCAGUUGGUGCUGUCUUGACAAUGAAAUAGGAGUGGGCAAGACAGCACAAAGUGAUCCGGGAUCAGGCUAUCUAUUCCCCCCCCCCCUCUCUAACCGCUGUUUACGCACUAGUGUAACUUACCUACCAAUCUCCUUGGUGUUCAGUAGCAGUGGAUCUGCCCCUCACAACGGAUCGAACGCUGCUCGUGGCCAACCUCACUGCAGCCAGUAUGACAACGCACAACUGUCCCCGUCCCCCCGUCCCCCCCCCCCCGCACUCACUUGUAAUGCAAUCGGAUGCACAACCAGCAUUUGCGGAUAAAAGAAAUAACUGUUUUGAUUAUGCCAGAUCAUUGGACGAAGAGAAUAACGUUUAAUAAAGAACCAUGUCUGUG